AUGAAGCAUGCUUACGCUCAGGCAGCAUCUGAUGCUUCCCAAAAAGUGGCUAGAACUAGAUUUCUAGGGUGCGGUCCACUUACGGGAACUAUAAUUAUGAAGAUACCUCGUGUCAAUGGUGAGAUGUGGUCAUUUAAAGAGGACGGACCGAAAGGUUACAUAGAACUUAAAUAUAACGGACAGUUUGUCAUCUUCUACUUUCAAAAAUCUCCAGAUCUCGAAGAAAUCAACCCGUUUAAUACUAAGGACAGAAUUAAGGAAGCUUUACCAUUUACUCUAGAGUGUAAAUACAAAGGCUGGAAACACGUGUACAAACAAGCAGUGGUUCUUAUCGACGUGAAUGAUAACGAUCCAGAGUUCAACACCAAAAUACCGCUCAAAACUCGCAUACCGGAAGUUACUGCUACCGGAAGUAUAAUAUUCAACCUACGCCACCUAGCGAUAGAUAGAGAUAUUAGAGGAAGUGUUGUUGGGUAUAGUGUUCACAGAUUGACCAAUCAAACGAUGACAGCCAAUGAUGGUUUUGAAUAUUUUGAUAUCUCUAAUGAAGGUCAUAAUGUGAUUUUAAAGAAGAAGUUAGAUUUUGAUUCGAUGGAAACGCCUUACUUCUUUCUGAAUAUAUCCGCCAUUGAUAAUGGGCAUCCAGUUGGAAGACGAACCUAUACAGCACUCCAGUUGAUUGUCGAUGAUGUUGAUGAUUUAGGACCAGUGUUUGUCUAUGAGGAUUGUCCUAUAGUUGAAGGUUACUGUUCAACACCGGUAUAUGAGACCGCGGUCACCACUGCCUAUCGGGGUGCACUGAAGAUUUGGCCAGGUGAAGUCAAAGCUAUCGAUAAAGACAAGCUGAAUUAUACAAUAAUAUAUGAGAUUAUUAAAGUUGAACCAGUAGAAUACAAAGAUCAUUUCACUAUCGAUAAGAAGACUGGACAGAUCAGGUUGAACGAAGCUAUAGAAAGAUUGAACAUUGAUAUGAUUGUAGUCGGGAUUAAGGUCACAGAAGAUUCUAUUAGUCAUAGGUCACUGACUACUAAUCUCAGGGUCAAGGUCACUAGCAGAUAUACCCGGAUGUUCGGUAAUGGCGGUGGAUAUCGAGAUGUACCAAUCAACGACUUCUACGGUAUAGAACAAGGUGAAAAAGUGUCGACAUCCAUUCCAUUCUCGAUCUUCAUGUCGACUGUUGGAUUACUGCUAGUGGUCAUUGGCGUCUUGCUCAUCGUUUUUGUUAAAUAUUUCAAAGAAAAACCUAACACAGUCACAAUACCUCAGACAACGGGAAUUUAUACCACACAACCAACAAGACCACUUCCGCCCCCACCUCCGCCAAGACGUAUCACUACUGAUUUAGCGCCGUCUACAAAUCUAGAGCCUGAUCUUACACAUGUUGGAAAUUUCUCCACUCGUGAAGAAGAUGGUGGGUCCUCUUCGACUUCAGGGUCAUCACUUGAUCUUGGAUUUGAUGACGCAAUUUCCUUUGCCGUUUCAAAAUGUCGUAAUUCGAAUGUGACGUCAUUUCCCUUUUCAGCCAAUCAUUUUACAAGUUUCAACCCAACGUCAGUUCCACCGCCCGAGGAAAACGCCGGACAAGUUUUAAAACGUAAACUGCAUAAUAUAUUUUCAUCUCAUAGUGAAGUCGAAUCUAAUACAAAAAAUACAACAGGUCGGGUGAGGUUUGACAUCAGGAAUAUUUCCAGUUUCUCCUGA
Molecule: messenger RNA, 1701 nt
Organism: Lottia gigantea (owl limpet)
Lineage: Eukaryota; Metazoa; Mollusca; Gastropoda; Lottiidae
Exons: 9
Coding region: 1-1701 (566 amino acids)
Biological process (GO): homophilic cell-cell adhesion
Cellular component (GO): plasma membrane
Molecular function (GO): calcium ion binding
Source: RefSeq, a predicted model, not a curated record